Molecule: messenger RNA, 1331 nt
Organism: Nymphalis io (European peacock)
Lineage: Eukaryota; Metazoa; Arthropoda; Insecta; Lepidoptera; Nymphalidae
Product: prostaglandin reductase 1-like
Exons: 1
Coding region: 244-1257 (337 amino acids)
Biological process (GO): prostaglandin metabolic process
Cellular component (GO): cytoplasm
Molecular function (GO): 2-alkenal reductase [NAD(P)H] activity; 15-oxoprostaglandin 13-reductase [NAD(P)+] activity
Source: RefSeq, a predicted model, not a curated record
UUAUAUUAAUUCAAUUAAUAUAAAUAUUUGUUUAUAUAAAUAAUAUACAUAUAUUUUAUAGUAGGUAUUUUUACCCACGCUAAAUGAAUAAUACGAAUUGCCUAAGUAACGUAACAACUAAUAUCGCAUAUUAACGAUAUCAUAGACCUUUGCGAUAAAAAUACUUGCGAUAAGUUUCGGUGUUAAUAGUGCCGUUUUCAUCGAACAUUUCGUCUGUUACAAAGUUAUUGUAAAGUGAUAAAGAUGGUAAGGGCACGAAAAUACGUUGUAAAGAAACACUUUGAAGGUGUGCCGAAACGUGAAGAUUUCGAAAUAGUGGAAUACGAUUUGCCCCCUAUCCAGAAUGGAGAAGUUCUUGUUAAAACAGAGUGGGUAGGAGUUGACCCGUACCAACGAGCCUAUAAUAGAAGAUACCCAGUACCCUAUGAUCAAUUUGGUUUUCAAGUAGGAGUGGUCGAAGACUCUAAGGAUCCCCGUUAUCCUGUUGGCACUAGAAUAGUGUCACAUAACGGAUGGUGUGACUACAGUGUCAUCAACGCAAAUGUACAAGCAUCCAAUUCUCUUCUCAACGCAGUAUACAAAGCACCAGACCUAAAAGGUCUUUCGCCCUCAUUGGCAGUUGGAGCCGUGGGUAUGCCCGGAGCAACAGCAUAUUUUGGUUUUCUCGAAUUAUGUCAACCUAAGGCAGGCGAGACUGUUGUCGUUACUGGGGCUGCUGGUGCAGUAGGAUCGCUUGUAGGACAAAUUGCAAAGAUUAAAGGCUGUCGAGUAAUUGGUUUUGCUGGUUCUGAUGAGAAAGUUGAUUGGUUGGUUAAAGAUUUAAGAUUUGAUAGGGCUUUCAAUUAUAAGACGGCAGACAUCCGUAAAGUACUAAAAGAAGCUGCACCGAACGGCGUUGAUUGCUAUUUUGAUAAUGUCGGAGGUGAAAUUAGUAGUAUUAUUAUGAAUCAAAUGAAUAACUUCGGUCGAAUAUCAGUAUGUGGAAGUAUUAGUGCAUACAAUGAUGAUCCUACAAAUCUACCAAGGGCUCCAAUUAUUCAAUUUGAUGUCGUAAUGAAGCAAUUAAAAAUUGAAGGUUUCCUAGUGCCACGCUGGUUAAAUCGUUGGCCUGAAGCGUUUGCUGAGCUCGUAAAAUGGAUUAAAUCUGGAGAUAUAAAGACCAGGGAACACGUUACAGAAGGGUUUGAUAAAAUCUUCGACGCAUUUAUUGGAAUGUUAGCCGGAGAAAAUACUGGAAAAGCAGUUGUAAAAAUUUAGAGAUCCAUUUUUUUCUGUUUUAACUUUUUUCCGGGUUUUUGUUAUUUAAAAAUAAAUUUAUUAGUAAAAUAUUA